Oncorhynchus masou masou (cherry salmon) is the source of this 5353-nucleotide messenger RNA. Its product is annotated as E3 ubiquitin-protein ligase TRIM47-like. The coding region runs from base 68 to 1732 and encodes 554 amino acids. The record is from RefSeq and is a predicted model, not a curated record. The transcript has 5 exons. Lineage: Eukaryota; Metazoa; Chordata; Actinopteri; Salmoniformes; Salmonidae. Gene Ontology annotation, molecular function: zinc ion binding; RNA binding.
AGUAAGCAGACAGACAACACCCCAAUGCUUGUCCACAACUGUUCAGUCAGUCAAUGUGUGUAUCAACAUGGCAGAGGUAACUUUGGGUCAGGAUCCCUUCUGCUGUUCAAUCUGUCUGGAUGUACUGAAGGAUCCAGUGACUACUGCCUGUGGACACAGUUACUGUAUGGGCUGUAUUAAGGGCUGCUGGGAUCAGGAAGAUCUGAAAGGUGUCUUCAGCUGUCCACUGUGCAUGGAAAGCUUCAUCCCAAGACCUGUUUUGAGGAAAAACAUCUUAUUGGUUGAAUUAAUGGAGAAACAGAAGAAGACAGGAUUAAAAUCUGCUCCUCCAGCUCUCUGUUAUGCUGGACCUAGAGAUGUGGAGUGUGAUUUCUGCACUAGGAGGAAACUCAAAGCUGUCAAGUCCUGCCUGGUGUGUCUGGCAUCUUACUGUGAGACUCACCUCCAGCCUCACUUUGAAUCCCCUGCCUUUCAGAAGCACAAGCUGGUCAAAGCCUCUACACAACUCCAGGAGAAGAUCUGCUCUCAUCAUGACAAACCACUGGAGGUUUACUGCCGUACCGAUCAGCAGUGUAUCUGCUUUUUGUGUACAAUGAAUGAACAUAAAGGCCAUGAUACAGCUGCAGCAGAAAGGACUGAGAAACAGAAACAGUUGGUAGAGAAUCAGCAGAAAUCCCAGCAGAGAAUCCAGCAGAAAGAGAAGGAGAUGCAGGAGCUGAGACAGGCUGUGGUCUCUCUGAAGCUCUCUGCACAGGUAGCGGUGGAGGACAGUGAGAGGAUUUUUACUGAGCUGAUCUGUUCCAUUGAAAGAAGGAACUCUGAGGUGAAGCAGCAGAUAACAGCCCAGGAAAAUGCUGAAGUGAGUCGGGCUAAAAGGCAGCUGGAGCAGCUGGAGCAGGAGAUAGCUGAGCUGAGGAGGAGAGAUGCUGAGCUGGAGCAGCUUUCACACACAGAGGAUCAUAUCCAUUUCUUCCAGAGUUUUCAGUCUCUCUGUGUCCCUCCUGGAUCUGAUUCCUUACCCAGCAUAUCUGUCAAUCCACACAUAUCUUUUCAUUUUGUGAAGAAUUUUGUAUCUGAGGUGACAGAACAACUAGAGGAUAUCUGCAAGAAGGAAAUUGCCAAACUAUCAUGGGAAGCACCUCCAUCUGACUACUUCAUGGAUGCCAUUCCACAUACUUCUUAUUACAAUUCCAACCAAUUGGCAGGGCGGAGACCCAGCCCUCGCUGGAUAACCCAACAACAAUAUUUUCAGAACAUGCAUGCGACCUUCAGCACUAUGAGGCCCAAUGUGUCUCACAUGGUGACCCCUCAUCGCAUGGCCGCCCAGGUUGCACCUGCUGUAACCCCAGUGUACAUGCCUCAGUACAAGUAUGCUGCAGGAGUGCGCAACCCUUCAUACAGUCAUACACUUCCCCAGGUUGUUAAGCAGCAGUCUGCUGUCCAUGUGCAGGACCAGGAGCCUCUGACUGCCUCCAAGCUGGCUGCUGUUCCUCCUCAGGAACAGAAGGAAAUGCUGGGUCAACGCCUCUACCCGCUCAUCCAGAACAUGCACCCCAGUCUGGCAGGAAAGAUCACCGGCAUGUUGCUGGAGAUUGACAACUCUGAGCUGCUCUACAUGCUGGAGUCUCCAGAGUGUCUCCGCUCCAAGGUGGAUGAAGCUGUGACUGUGCUGCAUGCUCACCAGGCCAAACAGGCAACAAAGAGACAAGAAAAACUAAAGAAAAGGAAAUAAUUUGAUUCAGCUGGGUCCAGAGAUCACCAGACAAAAAUGGAACAUGGUCCAAAUAAAACAGUCGGGGUAUAAUCACAACAGAGAAUGAAAUCACUAUGGCUGUCAAAUGAUACAUGAAUACAAUUGAGUUCAUCGCUGGAUUUGCUGUGAUAAAUUGCGAUUUAUCGCAAAUUCUGAAUUUGCUCAAAUUGAGCCAUAUUUUAAAACAAUUUAUACAAAAAGCAUGACAAAAAUAUUGACAUCUUGAUUUUUUUCCAAACUAAUGGUAAGUAGAAUCCAGGUAAACAGAUGAAGCACACUUUCUUUAACCGCAAUGUCAACCUGUUUUGACAUUACAGUGUUGUUUUUAGUUGAAUAUAUUGUGUAUUUUGGAUGUUUUCAGUGUAUUAUGAACGCUUUCAGACAAUACGAUUCAUCACAAUUAAAAAUAAUUUGUGCACAAAAAUGACAAAACAGUAAACUGAUGAACUCUGACAGCCCUAUAAAUGAUGGAAACCAUUCUUUUCUGGCACGUUAUUCCUUUUAAAUGUAUGAAUGCUUGGGAUAUUGAGAGUCUAUGGCAUUGUGAAAUGUACAGUGCCUUCAUAAAUAUAAGACUUAUUCCACAUUUUGUUGUGUUACAGCCUGAAUCCAUCUAUACACAACACCCCAUAGUGACAAAUUGAAAACAUGUUUUUAGACAUUUAUGCAAAUUAAUUGAAAAUUAAAAAUAGAAAUAUCUCAUUUAAAUAAGUAUUCACACCCCUGAGUCAAUACUUUGUACAAUAACCUUUGGCAGUGAUUACAGUUGAGAAUCUUUCUGGGUAAGGGGUGGCAGGUUGCCUAGCAGUUAGAGCGUUGGACUUGUAACCGAAAGGUUGCAAGAUUGAAUCCCCAAGCUGACAAGGUAAAAAUCUGUUGUUCUGCAUCUGAACAAGUCAGUUAACCCACUGUUCCCUGGUAGGCUGUCAUUGAAAAUAAGAUUUUGUUCUUAACUGACUUGCCUAGUUAAAUGAAGGUUUUAAAAAAGUCUCUAAGAGCAUUCCAGGUGCCACAUUUGCCUAUUAUUAUUUUGAAAACUCUUCAAGCUCGAUUGUUGAUCCUUGCUAAAUAAACUUUUUCAGGACUUACCAUAUAUUUUCAAGUAGAUUUUAAGCCACGAUUGUAGCUCGGCCAUUCAGGAACAAUCACUGUCUUCUUAGUAAGUAACUCCAGUGUAGAUUUAGCCUUGUGUUUUAAGGUGAAUUCAUCUUUCAGUGUUUUUAUUUAUUUAUUUUAUUUAACUUUUAUUUAACUAUGCAAGUCAGUUAAGAACAUAUUCUUAUUUACAACGACGACCUACCAAAAGGCAAAAGACCUCCUGCGGGGACUGGGGCUGGGUUUAAAAAAAUAAAAAAUAAAAAUAAAAUAACAUAUAAAUAUAGGACAAAACACAUAUCACAACAAGAGAGACAACACAACACUACAUAAAGAGAUACCUAAGACAACAACAUAGCAAGGCAGCAACACAUGACAACACAGCACGGUAGCAACACAACAUGACAAGAACAUGGUAGCAACACAACAUGGUAGCAGUACAAAACAUGGUACAAACAUUAUUGGGCACAGACAACAGCACAAAGGGCAAGAAGGUAGAGACAACAAUACAUCACGCAAAGCAGCCACAACUGUCAGUAAGAGUGUCCAUGAUUGAGUCUUUGAAUGAAGAGAUUGAGAUAAAACUGUCCAGUUUGAGUGUGUUGCAGCUCGUUCCAGUUGCUAGCUGCAGCGAACUGAAAAGACGAGCAACCCAGGGAUGUAUGUGCUUUGGGGACCUUUAACAGAAUGUGACUGGCAGAACGGGUGUUGCAUGUGGCUUAUGAGGGCUGCAGUAGAUAUCUCUGGUGUGUCUGGUGGAAAGCAGGCUGAACCAGGAUUGCCUCUAGGAUUUUGCCUGUGCUUAGCUCAAUAUAGUUUACUUUUUAUCCUGAAAAACUCCCCAGUCCUUAACGAUUACAAGCAUACCCAUAACAUGAUACAGCCACCACUAUGCUUGAAAAUAUGGAGAGUGGUAGUCAGUAAUGUGUUGUAUUAGAUUUGCCCAAAACUUUGUAUUCAGGACAAAAAGUUAAUUACUUUGCCACAUUUUUUUGCAAUAUGACAUUAGUGCCUUUUAGCAAACAUGAUGUAUGUUUUGGAAAAUGUUGUAUUCUUUACAGGCUUCCUUUUUGCUCUGUCAAUUAGGUUAGUAUUUUGGAGUAACUACAAUGUUGUUGAUUAAUGCUCAGUUUUCUCCUAUCACAGCCAUUAAACUCUGUAACUGUUUUAAAGUCACCAUUGGCCUCAUGGUGAAAUCCCUGAGCAGUUUCCUUCCUCUCCGGCAACUGACAUAGGAAGGACGCCUGUAUCGUUGUAGUGACGGGGUCUAUUGAUACACUAUCCAAAGUGUAAUUAAUAACUUCACCAUGCUGAAAGGGAUAUUCAGUGUCUUUUUAAAAAUGUUUUUUUUUACCCAUCUAUCAUUCUUUGUGAGGAAUUGGAAAACCUCCCUAGUCUUUGUGGUUGAAUCUGUUUGAAAUUCAAUGCUCGACUGAGGGACCUUACAGAUAAUUGUAUGUGUGUGGUACAGAGAUGAGGUAGCCUAGUGGUAAAAUGUGUCGGGCCAGCAACUGAAAUGUUGCUAGUUCAAAUCCCCAAGUUGACUAGGUGAAAUAUAUGUUGAUGUGCUCUUGAGCAAGGCACUUAGUCCUAGUUGCUUUGGAUAAGAGUGUCUGCUAAAAUGUGAAUGUUGUCAUUCGAAAGUCAUGUUGACCACUAUUAUUGCACAAAGAGUGAGUCCAUGCAACUUAUUUCAGCUUUUCAUUUUUAAUUAAUUUGUACAAAUUUUGAAAACAAAAUCCCACUUUGACAUUAAGGGGUAUUGUGUGUACAGUGGAGCUUCCGUUAAAAGUUAGUGGUAGAUCGUGGCAUUCUGUCAUUAAACCACGCUAUCAAGGUGGAGUUAGAACGCUGAUCUAUCGGUGGAGGUGUUAAUGGAGGUGUUUUCAGUCUGAGAGUCUCUCUUCUCUGGCACUAGAGUCCUGCAUCAGGCAAACAAAACUGUCAGUGGUCCUGGAGCAUUUAAAGCAUAUUGAAGCCUCUUAAUGAUGAGAUGAGCCGAUCUGUUAUCCAACAAUUAUCAUUAUUAUUAUUAACCCUCUAUUAUAAUUAUAUAAAAGGCCCUUAGAUAUUCUCACAGACCAGAUUUGUCCUAACGAAAAAUGCCUCUUAGAUAUUAAUUUAGAAUCCUCCAAUCCUCUAAAUUUAAUUAGACCUACAGUUUAUUGAUCUGCAGGUAUUUUCAUUUAGAAGCCGCCUCUUAAUGAGUUCCCGAGAGCCAUGUCAUACCAAUUAUUAUUGGAUUAUUUACCAUGGUAACCACUUGUUAGUAUUACAUUGAAAAUUAUAUGCGUUUGUAUAUUUUUUUUCAAAUUUAAUAAUAGAUUUAUUUGUACCACUGUAGAUGCUGUGUUUUUAUUUACAGUAGUGUAUUAAGUACUCAGAAAUGUAAAACUUUAAUCUCCAAACCUCAUACAACCGCAAAAUGUAGGACAAAGCAUUUAAUGUACAGUAUUUUUUCAUCAACAUCUUUAUUUUUUCGUUAAUAAAAUAUUGAUAAAAAUA